Oncorhynchus keta (chum salmon) is the source of this 6940-nucleotide messenger RNA. RefSeq names its product ELAV-like protein 1. Gene Ontology annotation, molecular function: RNA binding. The record is from RefSeq and is a predicted model, not a curated record. Gene Ontology annotation, cellular component: ribonucleoprotein complex. The transcript has 8 exons. NCBI's taxonomy places the organism in Eukaryota, Metazoa, Chordata, Actinopteri, Salmoniformes, Salmonidae. The coding region runs from base 337 to 1365 and encodes 342 amino acids.
UUGACAAGGGCAGUAACAAAUCAUCUGCAGAGGUGGGCGUGGAUCUGCUUUCGUCAGCGGUCCUCUUGGUUUUGGUGCCUGCAAGAAGGAGCUGUCAGCUAACGUUAGCUCGCUAAAAAAAACACGGGACGCAAGAACAGCGAAAGCACCAACGACAAAAAGCUGGUGCGUCAGAAGGGGGAGGCCCAAUUUACCGUUUCGUUUUUGUUUAGCUCAUUAUUAAUUUUGUUUGAAAACAAACCCUACCCCCUCCUCAACCCUAUUUUUUUGUUUGUCCCAUAUACAUUAUUUUGUUUGUGAUACCUCCUCCAGCUUUGGGAGCAGCGAGGGGUCUUCAUGGCUGUUCGAAGAGGCCACAUCAGGUACCUAAAAGAGGUGUAUGACAUGUCCAACGGCUACGAGGAUCACAUGGGAGGAGGAGAUGAGGUGACGGAUGCCAAGACCAACCUGAUAGUCAACUACCUUCCCCAGAGCAUGAGCCAGGACGAGCUACGCAGCCUCUUCAGCAGCAUUGGCGAGGUGGAGUCCGCCAAGCUCAUACGGGACAAAGUGGCAGGCCACAGUUUAGGGUACGGAUUUGUUAACUAUCUUACCCCUAGCGAUGCUGAAAGAGCUAUCAAUACUCUGAAUGGACUAAGGCUACAGUCUAAAACUAUCAAGGUUUCAUAUGCGCGGCCGAGCUCUGACACCAUUAAAGAUGCCAACCUGUACAUCAGUGGCCUGCCCAAGACCAUGACCCAGAAAGACGUGGAGGACAUGUUCGCUCGCUACGGACGCAUCAUCAACUCCCGUGUGCUGGUCGACCAGGCCUCUGGCCUGUCUCGGGGGGUGGCGUUCAUCCGAUUUGACAAGCGAGCAGAGGCUGAGGACGCCAUCAAAGACCUGAACGGACAGAAACCCCCCGGAUCCGCUGAGCCAAUCACAGUGAAGUUUGCUGCCAGCCCCAACCAGGCCAAGAACACUCAGCUCAUAUCUCAGCUCUACCACAACCAGGGACGUCGCUUUGGAGGGCCAGUUCACCACCAGGCUCAGAGAUUCAGGUUUUCUCCCAUGUCUGUGGACCAUAUGAGCGGUAUGUCUGGGGUGAGUGUGCCGGGGAACGCCACCGCUGGCUGGUGCAUCUUCAUCUACAACCUGGGCCAGGACGCCGACGAGGGAAUCCUAUGGCAGAUGUUCGGGCCCUUCGGCGCCGUCACCAACGUCAAGGUCAUCCGCGACUUCAACACCAACAAGUGCAAAGGCUUUGGCUUUGUUACCAUGACGAACUACGAGGAGGCCGCCAUGGCGAUCGGCAGCCUCAACGGUUACCGCCUCGGGGACAAGAUCCUACAGGUGUCGUUCAAGACCAGCAAAGGCCACAAGUAGAGAGAGAAGAGGGAGGUGGGGUGAUAGAGGGAGGAGAGAAACCUCACCCCAGGCUUCUAAUAUGGAGGGUGAAUUGCCUCAGUUUGACAAAACAAACUUGUUUUUAUUGUUAUCUCACUAAGCCCAUUCUCACUCUGCAUCUUUUUACUAGUCUAACAGAGAGUCUAGGCUGAGUUUGAUAUUUCUCUUCUUUUUUUUUUACUCAUGCUUUGGGUUGUUCCAAACGCAGUUCUCAAUGUUUAUCCUGAUAUGGUGACCAAUUUCACAAUUCAAGACGAGAUUGUUUUUCCUGUGAGACUAAACUAGUGUCACUAUGUGCCAUAUGAAUGGUAGGACCACGGUAGGGACUUGGAGAAGGAUGCGCUACAGUCAUACGUCUAGUCCCCCACUGUAGGAGGAAGCAUGCGGUCUUAGACGCUGGUUCCAGUGUAGAAAUAGAUGCCUUAAGUUACCACCCUGUCAAGCCAUCCACUGUCUCCAGCCAUUCUAAAAGGAAAGCACUUUUUAAAUCCUUAUUAUAUAAUGUCAGAGCGAUAGUCGGCUGUUUUGACGUCAACCAUACAUUGGUCUUCUCUCACCGUGCAGGAAUCAGUUUUAUACGCCUCAUGUUAGGUACUGGAUGGUACCAUUACAUAGCAUGUGUGUCCCGUUUUGGGGGUCUUUUAAAAGUUGACUGAAAAAAAAAAGGUCUAGAGAUUUUAAAGUAGGAACAUGUUUAAGAAGGACCAAAGAAAUGGAAGGGCAUGAUCCCAGGGCCCGUAUUCACAUGCUGAUCUAGGAUCAUAAAUAAGUACGAUUUAUAUGGACCGAGAGGAGCUGAUCUUAGAUCAGCAUUAAGUCCUCUGAGAAGCUUUGUGAAUAGGGAAGAUGCUUACUGUUAUGACUCAUUUCCCCUCACCUGUAAUAGUUUAGACAUCUGAACAACCGCUACUAAGGCUGAAUCUAACAAGAGUGGAGCAACACAGCUCUCUCUCUCUCAUCCAGUUUGCUGUUUUUGUAGAAAAGAAAGUUCUCUCUUUAUCUUUGAUUUUCUUGAAUUUUCUUUGAGAGACUAACUUUUCUUUUUUCGUCGAAGCAUAGACCACUGACCGGAGAGUUGAGUUGUUUUUGUUUUUUACUGCUCAUCUCGAGCUAACGAAUAAUUUAAGGCCUUUGUGAUAAUUUUUUUUGGUAUAGAGAUUUUUUUGCUUUGGUUCUGUUUUUGGUCCUUUUGUUUUGAUUGUUUAAUUUGAACAUGCUAUCAUUACAUUUACUUUAGAUUUGACUCAACGUUUUGGUUUUGUUUCUUUUAUUUCAUCAGGUUUUGGUUUGUGGAUUUUCUUUGGGGUUUUCUCUUUUGAUUGUAGAAGCUGAGGGAAGCUACAGACACCAGACUGCUAUUAUGAUGAUACUACAGUAUGACACUACUCACUCCAUUCCCAUUGGGAUAUUACAGGAUGGUCAACAUCAUAAGGUUUAGUUUGACUCUCUAAGAUGCUCUGAAGGGCAAGAGGAUGCAGUCUCCGUUGUAAAAAACAUCUCAGACGUUGGCCUUAUUUUCCAUUCAAACUUGUGUGUGAACCAUGAGGCAGAGGGCUUUCAAAGAUGGGAGUCCUCCAGUUGAGGUAAUGAAAGUCUUGUUUCAUGUUAUUAGGAUGUAGGAGUUACUGAUGAACCCAUAAGGAAUAGUCUGUUCUAAUACAGGUACUGCAGGAGGCGGUUUCACUCAUGGACCUUUGAUCUGCCCUGCAGCCAACAAACACAGUCAUCCUGAGAAACUGUCUGCCAUUUUAGAAAUGUGCAAUAACUGGAAAAACUUGGGUUAAAGAAAGCUAAACCCAGGCAUAUUCAAGUGACGUUUCAGGAAGAAGACUGGGGGUUGGUUUUCCAUCAAGCGAAUAUUCCUACAUCUGUUUUUAACAUAUCUUUGUGCACUUUUCAUCACCAAGGCCUUUCCUAUGUAGGUUUGAGAGUGUAGUACUGUAGUCUGUUGGAGAGUAAGUAACUGACUCCAGCAGCACCACAACACAGUUGGUUAGUUUAGUUUCCUGCUGCAGCAGAUCUAGGAUCAGUUUACCCUUACACAGUCCUAACCUUCACCAUAAUGGAUGACACUUGUUUUAGAAAAGUAGGGCCUUGUACUGUCAAUAGAGAUUCUCCAUUGAGCAUGAUUUUAUGUCCAGGAGUAGGCUUCAUCUGGGUUCUUGGAACAGCCUCGUAACCAGACUUUAUAAUUCUCUCUCUUUUAAAGGUAUUGUGAUCUCUGUCUUCAGAUCUGUAAAGCCUUACUAGUUUCCACACGUGGACAAAAAAUACGGCUCCUGUCACAGGAAUACCCUCUUCGUAGGCCUCAAGUUAGUCACUAUUACAUUUUUUUAAAGGAGAAGAUUGUUUGUUUUAAGGAGAAGUUGUUUCUCAUGGAACAGUCCUGAACAGAGUGCAUGCAAUAUGUGGUGGGUCUUUAAAAAAAAACUGGACCAGAAACUGUACUAGUGGUUAUUCUGAAACAGAAACUGCACGAGAGAGAGUGGUUAUUCUGAACCAGAAACGACCACGAGAGAGAGUGGUUAUUCUGAACCAGAAACGACCACGAGAGAGAGUGGUUAUUCUGAACCAGAAACGACCACGAGAGAGAGUGGUUAUUCUGAACCAGAAACGACCACGAGAGAGAGUGGUUAUUCUGAACCAGAAACGACCACUAGAGGGAGAGUGGUUAUUCUGAACCAGAAACGACCACUAGAGGGAGAGUGGUUAUUCUGAACCAGAAACGACCACUAGAGGGAGAGUGGUUAUUCUGAACCAGAAAUGACCACUAGAGGGAGAGUGGUUAUUCUGAACCAGAAAUGACCACUAGAGGGGGAGUGGUUAUUCUGAACCAGAAAUGACCACUAGAGGGGGAGUGGUUAUUCUGAACCAGAAAUGACCACUAGAGGGGGAGUGGUUAUUCUGAACCAGAAAUGACCACUUGAGGGGAAGUGGUUAUUCUGAACCAGAAGCGGCACUAGAGAGAGUGGUUAUUCUGAACCAGAAGCGGCACUAGAGAGAGUGGUUAUUCUGAACCAGAAGCGGCACUAGAGAGAGUGGUUAUUCUGAACCAGAAGCGGCACUAGAGAGAGUGGUUAUUCUGAACCAGAAAUGACCACUGGAGGAGGAGUGGUUAUUCUGAACCAGAAGCAGCACUAGAGAGAGUGGUUAUUCUGAACCAGAAGCAGCACUAGAGAGAGUGGUUAUUCUGAACCAGAAACGAUCACUAGAGAGAGUGGUUAUUCUGAACCAGAAACGAUCACUAGAGAGAGUGGUUAUUCUGAACCAGAAGCGGCACUAGAGAGAGUGGUUAUUCUGAACCAGAAAUGACCACUAGAGGAGGAGUGGUUAUUCUGAACCAGAAAUUACCACUAGAGGAGGAGUGGUUAUUCUGAACCAGAAAUUACCACUAGAGGAGGAGUGGUUAUUCUGAACCAGAAAUGACCACUAGAGGAGGAGUGGUUAUUCUGAACCAGAAAUGACCACUAGAGGAGGAGUGGUUAUUCUGAACCAGAAAUGACCACUAGAGGAGGAGUGGUUAUUCUGAACCAGAAAUGACCACUAGAGGGGGAGUGGUUAUUCUGAACCAGAAAUGACCACUAGAGGGGGAGUGGUUAUUCUGAACCAGAAAUUACCACUAGAGGGGGAGUGGUUAUUCUGAACCAGAAAUGACCACUAGAGGGGGAGUGGUUAUUCUGAACCAGAAACGACCACGAGAGAGAGUGGUUAUUCUGAACCAGAAACGACCACGAGAGAGAGUGGUUAUUCUGAACCAGAAACGACCACGAGAGAGAGUGGUUAUUCUGAACCAGAAACGACCACGAGAGAGAGUGGUUAUUCUGAACCAGAAACGACCACGAGAGAGAGUGGUUAUUCUGAACCAGAAACGACCACUAGAGGGAGAGUGGUUAUUCUGAACCAGAAACGACCACUAGAGGGAGAGUGGUUAUUCUGAACCAGAAAUGACCACUAGAGGGGGAGUGGUUAUUCUGAACCAGAAAUGACCACUAGAGGGGGAGUGGUUAUUCUGAACCAGAAAUGACCACUAGAGGGGGAGUGGUUAUUCUGAACCAGAAAUGACCACUAGAGGGGGAGUGGUUAUUCUGAACCAGAAAUGACCACUUGAGGGGAAGUGGUUAUUCUGAACCAGAAGCGGCACUAGAGAGAGUGGUUAUUCUGAACCAGAAGCGGCACUAGAGAGAGUGGUUAUUCUGAACCAGAAAUGACCACUGGAGGAGGAGUGGUUAUUCUGAACCAGAAGCAGCACUAGAGAGAGUGGUUAUUCUGAACCAGAAGCAGCACUAGAGAGAGUGGUUAUUCUGAACCAGAAACGAUCACUAGAGAGAGUGGUUAUUCUGAACCAGAAACGAUCACUAGAGAGAGUGGUUAUUCUGAACCAGAAGCGGCACUAGAGAGAGUGGUUAUUCUGAACCAGAAAUGACCACUAGAGGAGGAGUGGUUAUUCUGAACCAGAAAUGACCACUAGAGGAGGAGUGGUUAUUCUGAACCAGAAAUGACCACUAGAGGAGGAGUGGUUAUUCUGAACCAGAAAUGACCACUAGAGGAGGAGUGGUUAUUCUGAACCAGAAAUUACCACUAGAGGAGGAGUGGUUAUUCUGAACCAGAAAUUACCACUAGAGGGGGAGUGGUUAUUCUGAACCAGAAAUGACCACUAGAGGGGGAGUGGUUAUUCUGAACCAGAAAUGACCACUAGAGGGGGAGUGGUUAUUCUGAACCAGAAAUUACCACUAGAGGGGGAGUGGUUAUUCUGAACCAGAAAUUACCACUAGAGGGGGAGUGGUUAUUCUGAACCAGAAAUGACCACUAGAGGGGGAGUGGUUAUUUGGAACCAGAAUUGACCACUCGAGGGGAAGUGGUUAUUCUGAACCAGAAAUGACCACUAGAGAGAGUGGUUAUUCUGAACCAGAAAUGACCACUAGAGAGAGUGUGGUUAUUCUGAACCAGAAAUGACCACUAGAGAGAGUGGUUAUUCUGAACCAGAAAUGACCACUAGAGGAGGAGUGGUUAUUCUGAACCAGAAAUGACCACUAGAGGAGGAGUGGUUAUUCUGAACCAGAAAUGACCACUAGAGAGAGUGGUUAUUCUGAACCAGAAAUGACCACUAGAGGAGGAGUGGUUAUUCUGAACCAGAAAUGGGGGAGUGGUUCACUUGCUUGACUCUUUGUUCUCAUCCUUUUGAUAUUUUUCUAUUGAGUUCUACUAAUCAGCUCUUGCUUUGCUAGCUUUUCAGUGCUACUAUGUUGAAAUGCUAUGUUGAAAUGCUAGUGGGUUUACUGGAGUAAAUAGAUUAUGGUUAACCUCUGUUUUUAGCCUUAAUUUAUGUGGGAGAGAUGGAACUGGCAACAGCAGUGGAGGCACAAAGAUGUAAUUUAUUUGACUUGUGUGUAGUUUUACAUGUUUGUACAUUUUUUUGUGUUGGAGUGUGUUCCUUUUGACUUUUUUAAUAGAUUAAUUUUGAUUUCCUCUGUUUGGUUUUGAAGGAAGGCCUGUUCAGAACCUGUCUAACACACAAUUACAUUGAAUAAAAUAUCUGUAAGCUUUAUAAAGCUCA